ACAACAAAAGCUGUGUGAGAGCAAUAAGCAAAGCUGAGCAGGCUUCAGAAAGAUACAAGCGGGCUGAUUUUUGCAUGUACAACUUGUAUUCUAAGCAGAAAGCUGACAAAUUAUUAUUCUUAUACAGACAUCUAAAUUUUCAAGUCCUUGGAGGAGCAUGCUGAAUUACUUUGCACUUUUGCAGGGCCCUGGAAUCCUACUGCUUUGCCUGCUGGAAGUGGAAUAGAUUGCUGAGAGGGAUCAGGCAAAGUUCUGCCAUGAAAGAUGUCAAAUCUGUCCCUUUUGAGCCGAGGGAGUGCACAUGUAGUCAAAACCACACAGGAAAAGAUUGAAGUCCGCUAUGAUCCAGAGGACUACUUCAACUGGAGGUCCUUUAAUAAUUUUCAGACGAGAAGGUUUCUACGUGGCAGAUACUCUUCAAAUCGCUUCUGGGAAAUCCUUCCUCCCAAGACCUAUAGCACAAAGAAAGGAUCCUUAGUGCUGUUUUCUGAAGAUCUAGCCUUGCCAUGGUGGUACAGAGUAAACAACAAAUGGGUCCAAAGAGGCCAUCGACUAAAACAGAAUAAGCUUAAAUUGGAGCUUAACACCCUGCAAGAUUUGACUGGAGCCAUUUUAGCAUAUGGAAGGAAACAGAAACCCCACGGUGACCAUCCCUGGCAGCCAUACCUACAUAUAUUGCAAGAAGAAGAAAACCAUAAUGAUAGACAGAUCCGACCUGGGUAUUCACCCAAGAGAUAUCUUAUCCAUCUUUUUGAAACAUGGCAUCCAAGUACAAUUUACAACCUUCAACAAGCAGGGACCCUUAGGAAUUCUGUGAGACUUCAACAGCUCACAACCAACUAUGCAGAAAGCAGCAGGAGGCAUCAAGAUCUGUCGUCUGUACCCCUAAAGUAUCAGUGCCCGUCUGUUUUUCCUCCUUAUCAAAACCCUCACUGGACUCAUGAUGAUCUGUUUACCACUUCAGGACGUUUUACUCCUGUCCAAGAAGAAAAUGACAAUGAAGAAGAAUUAGUCGACGGUAUAGAUCUUGCUGAAGAAUCUCAAAAACAGACGUGGACCUCACCAGUAACUAAUCCAGAACAGAUAUCAAAUACAGAUAGCGGAGAUACAUAUGGCAGAAAGAACAUGUGGAGAAGGAAGGGGACGCAAGAGAGCAAACAAUGUGACAAUGAAGUCACAAGUGACAGGACUGAUAUCUCUGAACAUCCAUCUUUUCACAUUGAUGCAUCUCUUCAGAAAAAUAUUUCUGAGUCAACUCAAGUCAAGCCUCACUUGACUUUCUAUGGUGGUCCUUUUACUGCAAGAAGGAAAUUCCAGCAAGGUAAACAAGAACGUAUUAAAGAUCAAGACGAGGCAGGAUUCUUGCCACCUAUUUCUGAGUAUGUGGGAUCUGAUAUAGGAGCAAAGAAGGAAUCCAACACAAAGCCUGACUCUUUUAAGUUGCCACCUAUUUUUGAUGAAACUUCUAAAGCUUCAAAACGCAAGAGGCGAUGUCAAGCCACUGACACACCAAAGGAACUAUUAGUUAUCCCUCUAUUAAUUCAUUUCCAACUUCAGCAGUCAAAACAAGAGGAUAAGGGCAACAAAACAGAAUCCAUUCAAGAUUAUUUAGAGAGCCAAGGUAUUGUUAAGGAAGCAAGAGAUGUCCCACCAUUGGCUGGAGAUGUUCUAAUGUCAGAGAACAAAAUGAACACUCUGCAGAUGGACAUUGAGUGGAACGUUGAUCAACAAGCAGAUGGGGAUCCCUCUCUUAUGCCUGAAGCCCCACCACUAGGAUCUCUACCCCCUAUAAAUGGAAAGAAAGGACCAGGGAACCAGAGUAGUAUGGCAAAUUUAAAGGCAACCACCACAAGUAAUAGCAACUCAACUGGGCCGAAAACCCUACCAACAGGGAUUAUUCGAGGCUCACUUCCCGAGGAGCUCAAAGAUUGCUGUAAGAAUAACUCUAUGGGCAGCUUGAUAAUGAGCCCUGAUGGAGAGAUUUUGUGUCUGUCACUCCUGGGUGCUUCAAGGGAUGCAGAUGUGCCUGUCCGCUUUGACUUCAUUCCUGAGGAAGAAGACAAUGAUGAAGAAGAAGACUGUCUUUCUCUGGAAUGCAAGGGUCAGGAAGAACAAUGGCCUUCUAAUCAGCAGGACAUGGAGCAAGGAGCUAUUGGUCGCAAAACUUUAUCUGUGCAUAUCCCUACAAGCUCUCCAGAAGAAGGAGCAACUGGCCUGCCUUACCGGAAGGAGAAGAAAAAGCAUGGCACUCUUUCAGGACCCAGUCUGCCUGAAAACGAUGCAAAAACAUCCAAACAACUGGCUCAGGAUGAAAGAAGCAAGAGCAUACGAAUGAAAGAGGGUGAUUCAUCAGUACUUGUGCAGGGACCAUUGGCAGAAAUUGCUGAGAGUCCUCCUGUACAAAUCAUCAAAGCUUCAUCAGUAAGAGACUCCUCUUCAACAGAUAAAACCAAUGCUUUAUCUCAUGGAACAUCCGGAGCCACCUAUUCUCAUGACACAGCUUCUAAGGCAAAAGGACAUAAGCAGUUCUGCACUGAUAAAGUGCUGGAGUCAGAGGUGCAGGGUCUUUACCAGAAGAGCAGCAGAGAGAACAGGAUUGACCACGGAAUCCAGGAAAAAAAAACAGACUAUCCAAGGCUCAAGCCUGAAUUCCAGAAAGGAACAUCAAACAGUAAAAGCGGGAAGGAGAUAAGAGAGCAGGGUGCAGCUCCAGAGAAAAAGCUGGAUCAUGAGGUCACAGCUCCCCCUUCUGUCCAGGGUCAACACAGCACCAAGCAGGAGGAACCAAACAGAAAAGGUCCAAUGAAGGAACAAAGUAAAAAACAGAAAACACUGGAGACCACAAGGAAGGGGCAGCCAGAGCCCAACAGUGAAACCGCUGAAAUUGUGGUUAAAGUAUCCAUUGACAGCAGAGAGAAGCCCCCUGUCAUUCCAUCUGACGCAUUGCAAGACACUGGAAAAUUAACAAAACCAAAUGGGCUUAAGGCAAUGAAAGAGGAUGAGGAAAUGGAGCUCUUACAGCAGAUUGCUAGUAGUACAAUAAAAGAGGCAUCAAAAAUUAAAGAAAAGAAGAAAACAAAAAAUCAGAAGACACAAAAGUCCCUGAAAACACCAGCUACAGAAUCCAAAAAGACAAAACAAGGAAACAAAAAGAACCAGGGAAAAGCAGCAUUUGUUGUUGGGCAACCUAAAGAGAAGAAAGCCGAAGAAAAUCCAUAUCCUAAGAAACCUCCAGUAGUUCUCCAAAGGCAGGAAACAAUCACAAUUUCAGAGUCCAAUUACAAGGAACAGAAUAGAGAAAUUGAAAUUGAGGUACCAUCCUUGACAGUGGAGACACCAGAGAGUAGCUCACCUGUGCACUCUGAUGGUAAAGAAGGUGAUGGUGAAGAUGGUGAAGAAAUUAAAAUUUUGGAUCCGAAGGCAGAACAGUCAGCCACUGAUGAUAAACUGAUGGCUGAAAGUUCAAAGGAAAAUGUAGUUUUGAGCCAGCUCUUUGAAUAUGACUCUGCCCGUAGUGAAACAUCAGAGGCUACCACCGCUUCCUUGCGCAGACAGAGAUCUUCACGAACCCAGGAGUUGUCAGAUAGAGCUGAGAGGAGGAGAACUGAGGUAGAAAAGAAGAGAAAAGAAAGGGAGGAACAGUUGCGGCUGGAGCAGGAGCAACAGGAGAGGAUGGAGAAAAUGAGGAUAGAGUUGGAGCAGGAACAGCAAAGAAGGGCAGAAGAGAUUCGCAUGAAGAAACAGCAUGAAGAAGAGGAAAAGAAAUGCCAGGAGCAAGAGAGGGCUAGAAGGAUACAGCUGGAACAGCAAGCACUGGAGAGAGCACGCCAGCAGCAAGAGGAACACAGAAGGAAACUCCAGGAAAUCCAUAGGCGCAAACAACAGGAGGAGCUUGAGAAAUUGGAAAUAGAACGUCAGAGACAAAUGCAAAUUGAGCGGGAGGCUGCAGAGGAGCGCCUUAGGCUGCUGGAGAUGGCAGCAGAAGAGAGGGAGGAAUACAAAAGGAAGAAGCAGGAAAAGGAGGAACAAGCCAGGCGAGAAGCUGAAGAGAGGAGGAAAAAAGCAGAAGAAGAAGCUAAAGCUGUUAUGGAAGAAGCUCGGAGACAAGCACAACUAUUAGCAAGGCAAACAGCAGCCUUGGAAAAACAGUUGCAAUUUACCAAGGGACUGCUAAAGGAAUCAGUUGGAUUGGACCAGACCCAGGGUGUUUCAAGACCUUGGGUGUUCUCUUAUUUUGAAUUUAUGGAGCUGCCAUUUUUACCACUGUCUGUUCAGGGUGACUAAGAAGGGCCAGAAUAUUACUUCCUAUGCUAGAGUUCAGUUGGGCCAUGCUUGAUCUUGUGUUGUAGGCAUUGGUUAUAUUUUGAAGACUAUGUUCUCUAGAAGUAUCUUCAUUGUGUGCAGUGGAACAAGGGGUGUUUCAGGCCGUUCCCUUCUACUGAUUUCAUGCUUUCUAAAAAAAAUUAAUCUGCAGAACUCUGGAGAUUUAACAAAUCAUCUGUGCAAUACUGAGCCAUUAAAAUCAGUUUGAUAUAGGACAUUCUACCUGAGUGAUGAUUUGAAGUACUUGCAUUAGUCACAAGAUAACUGCAGUACCUUCUACCUUUUGGUCUUUUCAGCUGAUUCUACUACAUUAUAAUAGUAUUUCUAAUUAAGCAAUUACAUAUCUUGCUGGAAUUUACUGUAUCCCUAAGCACUUUUGUUGCCUAAAAUUAUAUAUGUGAAAUUAGAGCCCAUUUUUUAUUCAUUCCUAUGGGAUUUUUAUCAGAAUAUUUAUCAGUGAGUGAUAGUUCACAAUUUGCUAUACACACUUAAAAAUCCCAUAGGACUAAAUAGUAAGCGGGAGAGUUUUUCUGUUGUUAGCUACCGUAUAUACUCGAGUAUAAGCCGAUCCAAAUAUAAGCCGAGGUACCGAAUUUCACCUAAGAAAACUGGAAAACUGUAUUGACUGGAGUAUAAGCCUAGGGUGGGCUUACAUAAUACUAAAAUUACAUGAUGCUGAAAAGUGCAUGAUGCCCAUGACUAGACGGGCCCAAAAAUCUCUUUGGAGUGAAGCAUCUGGCACUUGAGCCUCCUGGUGCACAGCCCUGAUAGUGGAUCUACCUACCAAAUCUUGCACCAGCUUACUUACUAAGAGAGUGCAUCAGGGUAGACUUACAGUUUGUGCAGGUUCACAGGGGCCUUAUGCAGCCAUGGAAAAGCCAGGUUUGCCUGGUGUGCCAAAGCACUGGGGUGCAAUACAUUGCAGGCCGAGUCGCUCUUUGGCUGGGAGCAGCCACUUUCAAGUUAAGGCACAGUUUGGACAGCUCUUUCUCAGUCCGGGUCCUGAGUUCUAUGCAACCAGUUCAAAUCCCUAAUAUUUAUCUGUCUGAGGAUUCCAGCAGCCAGCAAUUCCCCCUCUAUAACCAAUGAAGUACUAGAAGGUGGUUUGUUGCUUACCAACCAGCCACCACCACGGACAACACAAUGGGCUGCUUGUGCUGCAGCUUAGCCCCGGAGUAGCGGCGGGUGUUUACUGUAGGCUGGGAGCGGGGCUGGUUGAAGCUGCUGGGGACCGAGGCACACGCUCCUCGUGCCUGUAGAGCGGUAAGCAUAAGAUGGGUCUCUUAUGCAUUCUGGCAUAGGAGCGCACGGUGAAGAGGGGUCUUAGCGGACAUCCACGGGGGUGUGCAAUGAAUGCCAUCUUAUCCAUAUACUCGAGUAUAAGCCGAGGGUGACUUUUUCAGCACAUUUUUGGUGGUCAAAAACUCGGCUUAUACUCGAGUAUAUACGGUAAUUAACAAAGUAUCGAACUCUGCACACUGCAGUAGAAGUCACGCCAAGUAGAUCUGUCAGCUAAAGCCAUUUACUUAUGCCCAAAAUAUGGCUUUAAAACCAAAAAACAAACUACCUCUGUAGAAUCCAAAUGCUCAGUAGUCUGUAUCCAUUUUAAAUGAGUAAUUGUAAACAUUCUUAGGCCAACUUUGUUCUACGUGACAGCACAAAUGGAAUACAGUUGAAACAUUUCUAGGAUUAGGUUCCAGCAACAACAAUUUUGAUUCUGAGAAAAUUCACAUGAAUACUCAGCCAGUUUCCUUGUUUGAAACCUAGAACUUAUAAAGUAGGCAAAAUUGGGUCGCAGUAAAGGAACAUUUGUUGAUGAAAAGAUUGGUUAUGGUAUAUUUUGACAACACUGCUUUGUCAAAUUGAUGCUGUAGUGCUGUUUUGCAAUCAGUGUUUUCUUGAGAGGCAUUCAAGAUGCUUGUCAGUAAGAGUAAGGAAGGUGAAUUUGGAUCUAUAUAGCUUAAAGCGGGAGAAGGAAACAUGUUGGUGACAGAGGAAUGUAAUAAAGACAAUUGUGGUCUCCAUUUUUACAAAUGUUUUAGCUUUUUUUAAUAUAACUUCAACUUGAAUUAAGCCAAUACAGACAUUUUUUUUUCAUUUUUUUUUUAAACUUUUUUUUAAAACCCAUGCCCCACAAAAAUAAAAGAUACAGCGAACAUUUCAUAGGGGGUGGUUGCAUGACAACUUGUAUCUAAAAACACAACUCCUAUAUCUUCUAGGCAGGUGGAACGAUAACAGUAAUGGUGAAAAUUUUAUUCAACAAUUUGAAGUGCAAUAAAUCCCCAAAAAACGUUCUUUUUCGUGUCCCAAGCAACCGAGUAAUUUUACAAUGUAAAUUCAAAUCAAUAUUCUUGGAGACCAAAAGGAGUGAAGCUAAAACAGCCUGGACUGGUGACAUCUUCAGAAGUGACUUCUCAUACUGAUGAAGAUAUUAAAAUGAGGUGAUCUAGAUGCCACAGACAUCUGGCUGAUUACAUGAAAGGAAACAGAGUACCAAGGGGAAGGAGAGGUAAACAUUACAAAAAAAAAAAAAA
Xenopus tropicalis (tropical clawed frog) is the source of this 6857-nucleotide messenger RNA. RefSeq lists its product as uncharacterized. Bases 265 to 4284 code for a protein of 1339 amino acids. Lineage: Eukaryota; Metazoa; Chordata; Amphibia; Anura; Pipidae. The record is from RefSeq and is a predicted model, not a curated record. The transcript has 27 exons.